This is a messenger RNA of Orbicella faveolata, 1451 nucleotides long. RefSeq lists its product as uncharacterized. The record is from RefSeq and is a predicted model, not a curated record. Lineage: Eukaryota; Metazoa; Cnidaria; Anthozoa; Scleractinia; Merulinidae.
CAUUCCCCUUUAGCAAAAACGUCUCCCCUCAUAGCCCCUACUGAAUUUCGAGAGAAAAACAGACUGCCAGCAGUCUAUCCACAUUCCCAUGUUUUGUCGGCAUUCUUAAAAUUCACUGGGGAUCAUUUCGGGAUCAUUUCGGGAUCAUUUCGGGGGCUGACAUAUCCCCAGCCCACCCUGGGUAAGAAUGUCAGUUUCUCAAACGCGAGGAAGUCGCGUGUGAUUCCCAUUAGGCAAAAUAUUUGGAAGUUCAGCCAAAAAAAUGGAUUUUAGAUUUCGAAACCUUUGUUUCUUUAUCUUCCUUACCUUUAGUGUAAUAAUAAGCCCAGUGUCCACUUCACAACUUAGCGACUGCCCAGAGUUCAAGCUGAUUCCUCCUGAACAGUAUGACAGGAACAUCAGUGCUGCAGAUGAUAUUACCAAGAGACCCUUAGGAUAUAUGAUUGCAACAGCACAAUACCCUGGUGUUCAGUCUGAAAUAGAAAACCCUUGUGUAUAUGUGAAAAAUUUGACAUCAAGAGAUCUGGAAGUCAUGAUUCAAACCCGUGUCCCAGGCAAAACAGUGUGUGUGCGAGAUGACAGCAAGCCUACUCCAAAGAAAGAAUGUACUCAGGGUGGCUUUCUAAGUGUGGACUGCUGGGGUCCAACAACAGAUACAGUGAUAUUUGAGUUCUACUGUGACACUGGAGCAGGCUGCGAUACUGAUGUUCAGUUCUGGUACAGACUAACUCCAAGUCCUGUAGGAGCAGAUGUGGAUGACUGGUGCAGCCUUGCUCGUAGCAGUGAGUUUCCACAAGACUUAAUAACAGCACCUCCACCAGUAGGGACGACACCCACUAUUAAAAGUGCAGCAUGUAACAUUUUUUCUUGGAGCUUUCUUCAACUUGCAGCUGCAGUUUUGCUACUGCACUUUCCAUCACUUUAACAGAUCAGAUGGGUUUGAAAUACCAGACUACAUAUCUCCUCAAUCAAGUGCCCCUCCUUGAACAGCCACCCUGGUCCUAAAUCAUGGAAUUUAAAAAUAAUUUCAGACAAAAUGCAUUAAGAAUUCACCGUAAAUUUGGAAUCUCUAAAUGUUUCUUGCCAAAAAAUGUAGUUGAAGUAUGAAAAAUCUUGUGCAAUUGCGGAAAUUGAAAAGAGUAAAUCUGCAAUUGGAAAUAAGCACCCUGGAUGGGUCCUGGAAAAAUUGUAUUUGAUGUAUUAUUAUUGCCUCUUCAGAAUUGUCUCUGAUUGGUUGGGGGGGGGGUAGGUGAUCAGGGUGCAUGUUUGACAGGGCCCCCUGAAAUACAAUUACUUGCAAUUUAUGAGGUACAUCUACUCUCGACAAAAGAAAGCAUGCAUGUAGGACCAGAGGGGACUUCCAUAUAAAAGGGACAGGGGUGCUCAUUGGAAAUUUUGAGAAGAACCUCUAGGAGGUAUCAAGAUACUGUUUUUGGGGCGUGGGCUGAAAU